ACGGCAUUUGUUUAUAUUCCUAUUAACUUGGAAGGCCAGGAAGGUGAAUCAGUGUCUGUGACAACUGAUGUUGUGAAGAAAGCCCCACCAAAAGUGACCAAAUUGAAGAUAGUUGGAGACCUAAGAGAAGGGAAUAAGGUGACUGUUACUGGCACUGUUACUGGAGGUACUGAGGGUUCCUGAAAGUCCGCACGGUUUAAACUAGUUUCACAGUGCUGAUGGUGAAAUGGCUCUGAAGCUGACAAAAUUCUUUUAUUCAUAAUUCUGUAGGCUUUCCGUGUGCCACUUGGGGCUGUUGGGUACUAUAUUGUUGCAAAAUUUACUCCUAUGGCUCCUGAUGGCGAAUCUGGUGAGCCAGCAUAUGUGAUAUCUGAAAAUGUUGUUGAAACACUUCCUCCAAGCCUGAAUUUCCUGUCAGUCACUGGUGAUUAUUUUGAGGGUCAAAUGUUGACAGCAUCAUAUGGAUAUAUUGGUGGCCAUGAGGGCAGAAGUCUGUAUAAUUGGUAUCUUCAUGAGAAUGAAACAGAAGAAGGGACAUUGAUACAAGAGGCUUCUGGACACCUUCAGUAUAGGAUAGUGAAGGACGCAAUUGGAAAAUUUAUUUCUUUCAAGUGCACGCCUAUCAGGGAUGAUGGAUUUGUUGGUGAAUCCAGAACUAUAUUUGGACAGGAAAGGGUCCGAGCAGGAAGCCCGAGAUUGCUUUCUCUGCAGAUAAUAGGGAAGGGUAUUGAAGGAACCACAUUAAUCGCUGACAAGAAAUAUUGGGGAGGAGAAGAAGGGGAUUCAGUUUUUCGCUGGUUCCUUACCAGCUCUGAUGGUGUACAGAGUGAAAUUGUAGGUGCAACUGAUGCCUCAUAUAGCCUAUCAUUCGAUGACAUUGGAUUCUUGGUGUCUGUCUCAUGUGAGCCUGUUAGAAGUGACUUGGCACGUGGUCCUAUUAUUCUCUCUGAGCAUAUUGGCCCUGUUUUACCUGGGCCACCAACUUGUCAAUCCCUUAAACUUGUCGGAUCAAUGGUGGAAGGUGAUCGUUCGACUUUCUUGGCUCAGUACACUGGAGGUGAGAGAGGAAUUUGCACCCAAGAAUGGUUCCGAGUGAAAGAGAAUGGAGCAAAGGAAAAAUUGACUUCUGACGAAUUUCUGGACUUGAAUCUUGAUGAUGUUGGUAGAUGCAUAGAACUUAUUUACACACCUGUUCGAAAGGAUGGCUUGAAAGGAUCUCCAAAAAGCAUUGUAUCUGAUGCUAUUGCUCCAGCGAAUCCAAGGGGUCUUGAGCUUGUGCUUCCACAGUGUUUUGAGGACAAGGAAGUUAUUUCUUUCAAGUCUUAUUUUGGUGGAAUAGAAGGUAGUGGUGAAUAUAUUUGGUACAGAACAUUGAGAAAGUUAAAAGGUUUAGAGUUAUCAGAUGUAUCUGCUGCUUCUGAAGAUGUCAUUACUGUUGGAAAUUCUGUAACAUAUACACCUUCAAUUGAGGAUGUGGGGUUUUUUUUGGUGCUAUAUUGGGUGCCUGUGCGAUCAGAUGGAAAUCAUGGAGACCCAUUGGUUGCCAUUAGUGACAGUCCUGUCGUGGCAGCUCUUCCAGUUGUCUCCAAUGUAUGCAUAAAAGUCUUAGGUUCUGGCAUAUAUGAGGGGCAGGGCAAAUACUAUGGCGGGCAUGAGGGGUCAAGCUUGUACAGCUGGUACAGGGAAACAAAUGAUGGAACUAUUACUCUCAUUACUGGAGCUAACUCAACUUCCUAUGAAGUUACUGAUUCCGAUUACAAUUGUCGUCUGUUGUUUGGCUAUACUCCAGUUCGUUCAGAUACAGUUGUUGGUGAACUUAAGUUGUCUGAACCAUCCCAUAUUAUUCUUCCAGAACUUCCUAUAGUGGAUAUGCUUUCCUUCAAUGGCAAGCAGAUGGAAGGAGAAACUCUUACUGCUGUUGAAGUAAUCCCGAAGACUAGGACUCAACAACAUGUUUGGGAUAAAUAUAAGAAAGAGAUAAAAUACCAAUGGUUCUGUUCAGUAGGACAUGAAGACGAUCAGUCCUUUGAACCAUUGAAUUUACAGCAAUCUUGUUCAUAUAAGCUUCGCUUUGAGGAUAUCGGUCGAUGCUUAAAAUGUGAAUGCAUUGUUACAGAUGUCUUUGGAAGAUUGACUGAGCCUGUCUCAGCAAUAACUGCCCCUAUAUUGCCAGGAAAGCCGAAAAUUGAUAAGCUUGAGAUCGAGGGAAGGGGUUUCCACACAAAUUUGUAUGCUGUACGCGGGGUAUACACUGGUGGAAAAGAAGGCAAAAGCAGAAUUCAAUGGCUUCGAUCUAUGAUUGGAAGCCCUGAUCUUAUCUCCAUACCUGGUGAGAUAGGGAGGAUGUAUGAAGCCAAUGUUGAUGAUGUUGGGUAUAGGCUGGUGGUGGUUUAUACCCCUGUAAGAGAGGAUGGAGUUGAGGGACAACCUGUUUCUGCAUCAACAGACUUGAUUGCUGUUGAACCUGAUGUUUAUAAAGAAGUAAAACAGAAGUUGGAUCUCGGAUCUGUGAAGUUUGAGACAUUGUGUGACAAGGAUAGACAACCAAAGCAGGUUUCUGGCGUGGGGAAUUUGGAAAGACGGAUCCUAGAAGUCAACCGAAAGAGGAUCAAGGUUAUGAAACCAGGCUACAAGGCUACCUUCCCAACCACUGAGAUCAGGGGAACUUAUGCCCCUCCAUUUCAUGUGGAGCUUUAUCGAAAUGAUCAACAUCGCUUAAAGAUCGUAGUUGACAGUGAGAAUGAAGUGGACCUGAUGGUGCAGACGAGGCAUAUGCGGGAUGUCAUUGUGCUCGUAAUAAGAGGCUUUGCCCAAAGAUUUAACAGCACCUCACUCAAUUCCCUUCUGAAAAUAGAGGCGUGAUAUGAAGUAAUAUCAGAAGAAGUUUGACGUUUCCUUAAUUGUUGUGAGCUUCAUUGCCAUGUUGCUUUGAAUUUGUGCAUAUAUGCUUUGUUGGUUUCUUUGUGAUGUGGUUUAAGCCAAUCUUCACCCAUUUUCUUGGUGAUCACUGACUCUUACAACGCCAUCUAUUGAGAGUCAGAAAGCUACUAACCUCGCAUUUAAAAUCAAGAUGGAGGCUUUUGAGUUUGUUAGUGUAAAUUAUUACUGUAUUUUUUUUGUUCUCUUGAUGCAAGUGUUGUGUGCUGUACAAAAGGCAAGGGUGUGUAAUAUAUGCUUCAUCUUCAAUUGUUUUAGCAAUGUGAAUUCUGUUUUGGUGA
This is a messenger RNA of Dioscorea cayenensis subsp. rotundata (Guinea yam), 3218 nucleotides long. RefSeq names its product 187-kDa microtubule-associated protein AIR9. The transcript is spliced from 23 exons. The record is from RefSeq and is a predicted model, not a curated record. Lineage: Eukaryota; Viridiplantae; Streptophyta; Magnoliopsida; Dioscoreales; Dioscoreaceae. Gene Ontology annotation, cellular component: plasma membrane. The annotation marks the transcript as partial.